GGACCCUACGGCCUUUUGUUUCUCUCUUCUCCAUUACUUUCCUUAAAACUCUCUCAUUAGCUCAUUAUUGAUAAAGCCAACUAACCAAUUAUUUGAGAUUAAUUAUUAAUCAUCGACAAAACUCAAAUGGGAAGAUCACCUUGCUGCGAGAAGACUGGCCUCAAGAAAGGGCCAUGGACGUCUGAGGAAGACCAGAAGCUUGUUGACUAUAUCCAGCAACAUGGAUAUGGUAACUGGAGAACCCUCCCCAAAAAUGCUGGUUUGCAAAGAUGUGGCAAGAGUUGUCGGCUAAGGUGGACUAAUUAUCUCCGACCAGAUAUAAAGCGAGGGCGAUUCUCCUUGGAAGAAGAAGAAACUAUUAUUCAUCUUCAUAGCUUUUUAGGAAACAAAUGGUCUGCUAUUGCGGCACGUUUGCCUGGAAGAACAGAUAACGAGAUCAAAAACUUUUGGAACACACAUAUUAGAAAGAAGUUGCUUAGAAUGGGCAUCGAUCCAGUGACUCACAGUCCCCGACUUGAUCUCCUUGAUAUCUCAUCCAUCUUGGCAUCAUCUCUGUACAAUUCCUCUUCACAUCAUGUCAACAUGUCAAGACUCAUGAUGGAUGCUCAUCGUCAACAGCAACAACAUCCUUUGGUUAACCCGGAGAUUCUCAAACUCGCUACCUCUCUCUUUUCUCAAAACCAAACCCAAACCCAAAACCACAACCAAAACCUAAACUUCGUGGUGGAUCAUGACACAAAUACCCACGAGCACCACUCAGUUUAUCAUCAAGAUGUUAACCAAGCCGGAGUAAAUCAGUACCAAACCGGCCAUCAAGAUUACCAACCUUGCAUGCCGCCAUUCCCCAAUGAAGCUCAGUUCAACGACAUGGGUCAUCAGUUCAAUGGUUUCGGAGAACAAGCUCUCGCUUCAACCUCGAAUACAUCGGUCCAAGAUUGCAAUAUUCCAUCGUUCAACAACUUUGCGAACUCUAGUUUUGUAUUAGAUCCUUCUUAUUCGGACCAGAGCUUUAGCUUUGCUAAUUCGGUCUUGAACACGCCAUCCUCGAGCCCGACAACAUUAAACUCCAGUUCCACGACUUACAUCAAUAGUAGCAGUUGCAACACUGAGGAUGAAAUGGAAAGCUAUUGCAGUAAUCUCGUAAAGUUUGAUAUUUCCGAUUUCUUAGACGUUAAUGAUUUUCUCAUAUAAUUUAUAAGAAACAAAAUAAAAGUUUAUUGGAAUAGUUUAUUUUACUUGUAAUUUUAAGGCUUUGUUUUUCUAUUUGAAUUGGUUUACAUGUAAUGUAAAAUACAGUUUGUUCACGUUCUUUUGUUUAAUUGUGUUUUAGAGUUAAUAGUACGUAAAACCAUUUUUAGUUUC
Molecule: messenger RNA, 1362 nt
Organism: Brassica napus (rape)
Lineage: Eukaryota; Viridiplantae; Streptophyta; Magnoliopsida; Brassicales; Brassicaceae
Product: transcription factor MYB102
Exons: 3
Coding region: 127-1191 (354 amino acids)
Source: RefSeq, a predicted model, not a curated record